GCCGAAUCCAGUGAAAGUAUGGCGGUUCUUAGGAAAAAAGGAAAGUCACAGUGGAAAUAUUUAAAUGUGCAAUUCGUAAUCGAAUGGAUAAAAAUACUGUUGUUUGAUCCAAGUAAGACCUGGGUGGUGGGCCUUGUUCUUUUGUUUGCAGAGAUUGUGGUAAAUGUUAUAGUCAUCUGGAAAAUCAAAUGUGAGUACAAUAAUUACUCCUGUGAUCAGCUGGUGUGAUUCUUGUGUUUUUCGGAUUUCAUUAUGUACUGAUAAACUCUCUUUCAGAUAGAAAUAUGAUUUUUCCUGUUUAUAAAAAUUUUCGUCGCCUAGAAUCUGCUCUUAGUUUAUUUGCAAGGAAUAGCAAUGUACCGAAGUAUCAGUCGCGUGAUUUCUGUGGUCAGGAAGACAGAUCAACCUUUUGGCUCCAAGGAGCUAAUUCGUAAAGUGUAUUUUUUUUUGGCAUCAAGUAAUGGACAAACAAAUAUUCCCGAAAUAUAGGUGGCCAGUAAAAAUUUCAUACAUUUGAAGCAAGUUUAUUUUUUCAGGUCCAAGCUGGAAGAACAUGAAUUUUAGCUAAACCACAUAACAAAACACUAAGCAGUGUCUAGAACAAAGACAGUCUUUAUUACCACUAGAUUACUAAUGUAAUUUAGAUGCACAUCACCUAAUAAUGGGUGAUGUUUCCCAGUUCUCACAGAAAUUAAGAUAAUUUAUUUUCAGAUCUCAGGAAAAUACACCUUACAGAUGAGCUAUUGUGGAAGGGACAAGCUAUUAAUUAUUUCCUAAAUUGUUUCAAUCUUUUUAUGCCUUUGAUCCUUGGCACUGACUGGCACAAUUGAAUUUGGCUGGAAUCUCUGUUGAUUUCUUAUGGUGUGAUUGGUUAAUUUUACUCAAGUUACCUCAGUAACAUUAGCAUUACUAUACUUAAUUCAUUAAGAGAACUGGAAACAUUAUUAUUUGAAUAUGCUUGGAUUUAUAGAUACAGAGAUAGAUUGGGAAGCAUACAUGGAAGAAGUUGAGGGAGUUAUAAAUGGAACAUAUGAUUACAGAUUUCUGAAAGGAGCAACAGGUCCAUUGGUGUAAGAGUGAAUUUCUCCUUUCUCUCACAAAAAUAGAAAACAAAAGAAUGAAAAUAAGUAGUAAGAAUAGUUUUAUGCUCAUGUAGUUUGGCAUAUUUACCCUCCAACUCCCAAGAUCUGAGUGUUAAUUCUCUCCUCUAGCUGCUACACAUUUCCUUCUAAAUUAGUUACAAGAAUUUGGUAUUAGAUCAAGAUAACAACUUCUAUCUGAUGCAUUUAAGUAUUCUCAUUACCUGUUUGUUGGAUAGUGCAUGGAUAUUGUAGGGAGAAGUUACUUGUAAAUCACCUCUGGGAGUUAAAGGGUUUAAAGGGGGAUUUCUUAGGACUAGUUCAGAGAGCUACAGUUAUAAGCCUUCCAACUUUAACAUCAGUCUGCACAUUCUCCUCACUGUUCUCUUUACAAUUCUCAUGGUACUGAAAGGGGAAUGUGUUAACCAAUCAAGGGCUUCUCUUGUUCACAAUCAUUUCCUAAAAUUAGUUGCAUGUCACUUCUAGGGUUAACCUUUUAACUCUCAAGAUGUGAUUGUUAAUUCUCCCUUCUAGCUGUGACACAUUUUCUUGUAAAUUAGUUACAAGAAUUUGGUAUUAGAUCAAGAUAACAACUUCUUGCUGAUAAGUUUGAGUUUUCUCAUUACCUCUUUGCUGGAUAACUUAUGGAUAUUAUGGGGAGAAGUUACAAAUUAAUCAGUUCUGAGAGUUUAAUGGUUAAUGUAAGAAUAAAGUUUUUCUUUAACAAAAGCCUUCCUCCCUUGAUAGCUGAGCUGGUAACAGGUUAAAUAUACUACCUAUAGUACCUUACCUUAUUUUAUUACUACCUUAAACUGCUCUGAAUUUUUUGAAAAUUCAAGAGGUAUAAGGAUUUUGUUUGAAAAUUUCUGUCACUUAUCAUGCUUAAAAUAAUGGAGAACACUGUUUAUUGUAGUUCAUGUGUUUGUGACAACUUAAGUUGGAUAUGUGCAAAUUGUUUUUUCUUUUUACUUCUAUUGUUUUAUUGUAGUUAUCCAGCAGGAUUUGUUUACCUUUUUGCUGGAUUAUAUUAUCUUACUGGUCAUGGAACAGACAUCAAGACUGCACAGUACAUUUUUGCUGUUCUAUAUAUACUCACCCUAGUGAGUGUAUUUGCAAUUUAUCAAAAAACCUCUUCUGUAAGUAUCCUUUUAUUGAGUUUUGUUUUGUUUUCAAACAUAAACCUGACAUGCAAGUUGGCACAUCUAGUUAACGCUUAAACUCCCAAGAUUGGAUUUUUAAUCCUCCCUUCAAGCUGCUACACAUUCCAUAUAAAUUGUAUACAAUAAUUAAGUCUUUGAUUGAGAUAACUUGUAUGUGAUAAGUUUGAGUAUUCUUAUUACCUGUUUGCAGUCUAAUGUAGGGAUAUUAUAAGGAGAAGUUACAUUUUAAUCACUUCCAAUUGAUAACUCAGUGAUUUCUUUAUAGGUUCCACCAUAUGCCUUCUUCUUCAUGUGUUGCACAUCGUAUAGAAUCCACUCAAUUUUCAUUCUUCGUCUUUUCAAUGACCCUGUGGCAAUGUUUCUCCUCUAUGUCGCAGUCAACUGCUUUCUGCAUGACAGGUGGAAUUUAGGAUGCAUUAUAUUCAGGUAAAAUUUGUUGGAAAUCAUGACCAAAAUUUCAUUUUGCUGCAGAUAAUGUAGCAUGAAAAAAGAUUUCUGCUGCAAGUGUUAAUUCUGUAAGUUAUUGAGAAUUAUAGCACUGAAUGUAUUUUAAACAGCCUGGCUGUGAGUGUGAAGAUGAAUGUUCUCCUCUUUGCUCCUGGUCUGUUGCUGCUCUUGUUACAAACCUUCGGAGUUUGGUGGACAGUGCCCAGACUUGCUCUAUGUGCUUUGAUUCAAGUAAGGAUUCUUUUGUUGUAAUCACUUCACUACCAAGAAAUGGAAAUUUAAAUUAUUCUCUUAACUGAUUGUUACAUAUUUCUCAGUUUGCAAUUCCAAAGACUCUGUUGUCACAUAAACCAUCAUCAGUCUCAAGUUUCAAGACAAGUCAAAACAUCUGUUGUACCUCACUCAACUGAAAAUUGUAGUAGCUUUUAAUCCUUUAACUCCCAUGAGUGACCAAGACAUACCAUAUCAAUACAAUAUCAACCAGAUAAAUGUUGAGAAUAACAAAAUAUAUAAAUUUGGGAAAAUUAGUUGAUCCAAUACUAAAUUCUCUGAACUAACAUUAUAAGAAUUGUAUUGUUGGUAGUAAGGAGAAUUAUAAAUUUGAUCUGAGAGUCAAAGGGUUAAAGCAUGGAUUUUUUUUUCAGCUUGUUCUUGGCCUUCCUUUUCUUUUGGAUAAUCCCAUCAGUUACAUCACUUUGGCUUUCAACUUGGGACGGCAGUUUUUAUUCAAGUGGACUGUUAAUUGGAGAUUUUUACCAGAGUGGCUUUUUCUGAAUCGUUAUUUUCAUGUUGGUCUUCUCACGUGCCACAUUACACUUUUGAUUUUAUUUUACUUAUACAAGUGGACAAGGUACUCUAUUUUAUACUUCUUGUUUUAUUCCAGAAACAUUUUGGAAACUAUUUUAGGCAGCCCCAUGUUUUUGUAACUGCUGUGAUGUAGCUAGUCCCCUUUGUAGAAGCAAUUUAGGAUGUCAAUCUAUGAGGCCACUGUAUUUCAUUAAUAAUGGUAAUAGGACUGACUGGAGUCCAAUUCAGUCUGUAAUCAUAUAAGUGAUUAAGAAGAUCGGAUGACUGCAAAGUGGGAGUUCAAGUUGUUAAUCAAUAGUGUGAUUACUGACAGAAUUGGAUGACACAAAGUCCUCUUAUCAACUAAUCAAAACUAUGACAAAAUUUGAGAAAAAAAACUAGACAUCCUUUAUACAGUUUUAUAGAAAAAACAGUGAACUCAACAAAAGGCAAGACAAUGGUGCAGGCAAAUGAUGUGUUCUGUCCACUUAUACAGGCAUGACAUGUUAACUGUUCCUUUAACUGUCCUAGUACAUUGUCCAAUACAAGCGUGACUUGUCCACUGUCCUAAAAUAGUGCUCAAAUCAGGCUGGUGAUAACCAUUCGUGUGUGAGAAUUUUGUUAUAGUUUUGAUUAACCAAACAAUUGGCCAAGGAGUAAUUCCUCUUGAUGUCUAAGUUGUUUUGACUUUUGUGUAGCCAUGACACUACCUACAGGCAUUUUGUGGAGUGCAUAGCUCUUAGAACAAAUGUAAAAGGGUCCAUGAAUUCUAUAUGCCUGCUCUGGCUUUGUUCUAGAUUUUCUAUCAGGCUCACAAUUUGUUAGACUCUCAGAGGACAUCUGUAGUUCUCCCCUUUUUUGCAAAUUUGUUUAAGGCUCUCACAGUGAAGAUCAUUUUAUCACUCAACGGGUAAUAAGCUUUGUUAACUCUGCCAAUUUUGUUCCAUUUCGCAGAAAAUCAGAAUCUUUACAGAGUUAUUUAAGAACACCUUUUCAAGGAGAAGCUCUAACUUCUAAUCAUAUCCUUUUUAAACAAAUACCAACAUAGUCCAUGUGAAUCAAUAGUUGUGAAUUUGGCUCGCAAGAUAUGAAAUCUCUCUGUAAAAAUGAUAGCUACCUAUGAUUUUCUUACAAAUUUUGUACUUUUUUGUGUAAAGUGACUCAUGUCUUGUGCAUAGAUGGAGUUGACCCCUUUAGCCCCUAAGUGUGACUAGCAUCUAAUUUCUCCUUACAAUAUCACCACUGAAUCACAUAUUGAGGUCAGGAGAAUAAAGGAAAUGAUCAUCAAUCAAAGAAGCCCUUGAUUACUAAACAAAUUCUCCCUGUCAGCAGCUUAGGAAAUGUAUAAAGAACCGUAUAGAGAAUAUACAUGCUGAUGUCAGGGUGUUUAAGGUUAGACAGGGCAUGUAUUCUUUAAGCUUUUUUUGGAAUAUCCACUCCCACAUUAUUUUUUAUAUUUUUUGUCUUUUUAUAACUUACUGCUUAACAGGCUGUUGAUCCUUAAUCAUGUGUACAGAUUGUUUAUGUGUUAUUUGUGUCUAAUUUCAUCGGCAUGGCCUUUUCUCGGUCGCUUCAUUAUCAAUUUUAUGUGUGGUAUUUUCACACUCUUUUGUUCCUGUUGUGGAAGACCAAUCUAUGGAUAUCGGCCAGGUUAGCGAUUCAUUCUGUCCACUCUUGAUAAACCGCGGACUUUCGUUAUUGAAAAACUUCAAUAGAACGUUAAGAAAACUAGUGAAAGUGAAGAAAAAUCCACGCUAGUGAGCUGAAAUUAAAGAGAUUGCAGUGUAGAGGCCUGAAAAAUUCAACGGGAUUUGUACCCUUUCCUUCCAGAUAUUAAUUGCGUGCCACUGCCAACAGAGUUACGAUGGUACAUUUUGAGAGCGGGGCAAAUUUGAGUUGGUUCUUCGUUUUCGUUGAGGAAUUUGAUCACAAAACUUGUGAGAGCAAGAAAAAUAAACGAAAUGUGCCAUUGCUAUAUAUUCAUAUUUACGAAAAGACGAUAUUAAGCAUAAGCACUCUACAAUGAACCUACUAUCAGUUUUCAGUUUUCAAUUGAGUGACGAAACACCAAAUUCAGAAGAAUCUCAAAGGCCUAUCAGAACAAAAGUUAAUAUCAUCACUAGCCAAUUAGAACUCAAGAAAAAACAAGCGAACUGCCAAAAGUUUUAGCUUGGCAUGUGAUUGGUUGAGAGAGUGGCGCAAGUUUUAUAGACCUUCUUCUUAUGGUUCUCUUUUAGGCUCCUUAUUCUUGGGGUCAUAGAGCUGUGUUGGAAUACGUACCCAUCUACUGUGAUAAGCUCCAUAUCCUUACACAUCUGUCACGCCGCAAUCUUAGGGGCCCUGUGGCACGCUGAACCUUUAUUUACAAAGAAAACCGGCUCCAGGGAAGAAAACAAGAAAGAGUGAAUGUUUCAAAUGUUUGUAAAAUGAAAAAUAAUCAACUCUAUCGGUUUAUGACGAGAAAUGAUGAAUCCUUCCUGAUGAAAGUAAUUUGAAACAGAGAUACGUUAAUAUAACUUUUUUUGUAGUAGUACUGAAUACAGAUUUAAUAGAAAGUAACAUGUCUACCAGAAUUCGAUUGUUUGAUUCUUUUGUGAAUUUUAAGCAAACCACAUUUCUAGCAAGAACAUGACUGCAGAGCCCAAUAAGCCCAGUAAACGCGUUUCUCUAGAAAGCUGAAAACAUAACAGGAAACCAUGAUUCGUUUCUCUUUCAACGUUCAAAAUUCGAUAGUUUAUCUCUUUUAAAAGGUAGGAUUCACUUCUACCAAGAAAAACGUCCUGGCUAAAGGUGAAUCUGGUUGUGGAGAAG
Messenger RNA from Pocillopora meandrina, 6283 nucleotides. NCBI's taxonomy places the organism in Eukaryota, Metazoa, Cnidaria, Anthozoa, Scleractinia, Pocilloporidae. The record is from the annotation of a GenBank genome assembly.